Ascochyta rabiei is the source of this 2253-nucleotide messenger RNA. RefSeq lists its product as uncharacterized. The coding region runs from base 1 to 2253 and encodes 750 amino acids. The transcript is spliced from 3 exons. The record is from RefSeq and is a predicted model, not a curated record. Lineage: Eukaryota; Fungi; Ascomycota; Dothideomycetes; Pleosporales; Didymellaceae.
AUGGCGCGCCGUUCAGCGAGGCUGCAGAAGCCUGCGCCCGCCCCAGACAGGGCCAUGCGGGCCGGAUCCAACGACAGCUGGGAGACGGCGCAGUCGGUGCAGGAGCAGGAGCAGGAGCAGGAGCAGGAGCAGGAGCAGGAGCAGGAGCAGGAGCAGGAGCAGGGGCAGGGGCAGGGGCAGGAGCAAGAAGACUCACAGCUCCAGGAGCUCCCUUCGGUGCGCGAGCUUCCUGAGCCCGUGACGAGGACCCCGCAGAAGCCCGCCGUGCAUGAGCGCCAGCCGGCUUCCAAGCUGCCUGCUGCAAAGACGGCGCAGACACCACUGAGCAAGACCCCGUCCUCCCGGCUACUGUCUGCGGUCCCUUCAGUGUGCACGCCGACGAACCGCACUCCCAUCAAGCCCGCCGGCGUUGAGAUGCACCCCGCGCUGCAUCACGCGAGUACCGCAAAGCCUCUCGACGAAGCCCGCUGGCUCGGCUUCCAGUCGCUUGGAGCCCACACCGCACCCCCCAGGGCAGCUGGCCACGCCCCAGGCACGCCUUCCAAGACGCCCGUGCCUGCCGCCACGAGCAAUGCUCCCGCCAUGGCCUCGUCGCCCGACAGCUUCCGCUUCCGCUUCAAGUCGCCCUUCUCAAAGGUCGCCGACACCUCCAAGCCCAGCGACCUCAGUCCCACCACGCGCAACAUCCUGAAGGAGCCCGCCGUUGGUGCAACGCCCGGGCGUGCCAUCUUCGGUGCGACCGAAUUCUCCUCCAAGGCGGACGUCACACCAGCCAGGCCAAAGGCUGAGCCCAGGGGCAAGAUGGCGCGCUUCAGCGAUGUCCACCUGGCUCAAUUCAAGAAGAUGGACUCGGUAGCCAAUCACCCGUCAGCUUGGCGACUGAAGAAGACGCCCUCCAAGCCCGACUUGCCCAAGCCCGACACCAACAGACUCAAGCGCACGCAGUCGAAGAUGGACCUAGCAGAAUCGAGCACCAAGCCCGCCACCGCCCUGAAACGUACACCGUCCAAGAUGGAUAUUGCCGAGUCCAGCACGAAAGCGCCCGCGGUGCAGCGCCCACAGCCCAAGACGAAUGCAGAGCCACCCAGCAGAAUUCCCCCAACACCACUGAAGCGCACUCAGUCCAAGAUCGAUCUGACAGGCUCUAGCUUGCCGCGCUCACAGUCUACAGUCCGUCUGGUCGCUUCUCAGGAUGGCUCAAACAACCCGGCGCCGAAGCGCGUGAAGCGCACUGAGGUGGACGACGCAGCUACCACGCGACCAGCCUCCCGCGACAGCAAUGCUGAAGUAUCCUCCUCCGCCUCCAAGGCUCCUGUUCCGCCACGCAAGAUCACUUCUCAGACCGCGCUUCCUCGCCUUGCAGCCAGGCUCAUGACGCCCACGAAGUCGUCCAUUGCCCGCGCGCAGUCUCAGACUGUCAAGGCUACCAAGACCACUUCUAUGAUCCCACAGUCUCCCGCCACGAAGAACAUGUUUACACCAACUCGCAUCAGCCAGGCGCUGCGAGACGGUGCUCGCGAGAGCAUGCAACAGGCGAGCCGGAACCUGCAGCGUGUGCGAUCCAUCCUUCGUACACCCAGCCGCAAAUUCUCCAACGAUCCUACCAAGAUCGCGGCGGGCACGCACAUGUCUCCACCUCCAGAAUCGGCCUGGAACAAAGCUCUUCCUGCAGGUCCGGCUACCGCACCCGUCAGAAAGCACGUGAAUUUCAGCAGUAGUACGCUGGCGCGAGUGGCCCCAGAAGACCUGACCAAGUCGCCAUCGCCUAUGAAGUUCCGCGCUGGCAGUGAGAUUCCUUCCGGUGCAGUCCUUUACCCAAGCAUCGGAUCUGGUGUGGAGUACCCAAAGCUCCCUCAAGGCGAUGCCUCUCCUACGGCGUCUCCCUCUCGCCGUCUGACGUUUGGCGGUGAAACGGCAAGUCAACCACGCAGCUUCUCCUUCGAGUCUGGCAAGCCCGUCAACUUUGGUCCGUCAACGGCUGGCACCAUCCGCAUGGUCCGCAAGAGCGAUGCUCCCUCAAUCGCGGAGAGCACGAAGCGCAAGCUCGAGACUCUGCAAGAGACCUCGGACAAGGAGAACGAUGAGCGCCCUGAGAACACUCGCUCUGCCAAGAAGAUGAGGCCGACUCCCACUCCCGCGACACCUGCAAAGACGCCCGCGAGCGCAAGCAAGGCGCCCCGCCGCAACCCCGGAAGCGCCAUGAGCAAGUCCAGGCUCGCUUUCCUCGCUACUCCCAAGCGCGGCAAGGCUUAG